Molecule: messenger RNA, 2118 nt
Organism: Colletes gigas
Lineage: Eukaryota; Metazoa; Arthropoda; Insecta; Hymenoptera; Colletidae
Gene: rogdi
Product: protein rogdi
Exons: 6
Coding region: 286-1113 (275 amino acids)
Cellular component (GO): RAVE complex
Source: RefSeq, a predicted model, not a curated record
UAGAUCUAGCUUCCUUUUUCACGUCUGAAUGCCUUUACCAAUUUGCACGGAUCCUGGUAGAUCCCAGAUUGGAAUUAGAAUAUCUCACAAUGAUAACGAUUUAUCUUUUCAAGAUCGCGAGAAUUCACGGCAGAAAAGAUGACGGAAUUUAUAUUUUGUAUUCAAAUGACGGUGAAGUUCGUUCAUGGAAAGAGUUACAAAUAAAGUAUCUAAAAGAACGUAGGGAUUUGUGAAAGAAACUAUUUAAGAUUAAACCCGUAGAGUCGUGUAAGUAACAAGAAGUACAUGCAGAUAGCACCCGGAGUGAAAAAAAUGGCCGACUGCGAGAAGGAGGAGGCUCACAAUCUCCAAAUGGAAUUUGAAUGGGUACUUCAUGAAGAAGUUCAUUCUUCACUGUCACAGUUGAGGAAUAUUUUAAUGGAAUGUGCACAAAGAUUUCCAUUAGCAUUAUUUGGCAAUGAUCAACAUAAUAAGACAGACAGAUUUAUAUUUGCUGCCCCACAUGACCAAGUGAAAUGCAUAGCUGUUUUAACUGGUGAUAGCAUUACAAGCGCUGAUGUAAACUUUAAAGUUCAACGACAACAAAAUGUUAAUAUGAGAACAAGCAUACAAAAUGAGCAUCCUUGGAAAUUACAGCAAAUACAGGAUGCUGCUAAUCACUUACAACAAGCUAUUGCUCAUAUAGACAAUGUUGAUCAUCAUUAUCCUUUUAAAACAUCUGAUGAAGUUAUGCACAUAUUAGGAAACAUAUUAGGUUGUCUUCAACGUAGUCGAACAAGUUUAAUUGUUCCUAGGAAGAAAACCAUUGAUGAUCUAAUUAAAAGCCGUAAUAUGAAGUCUUUGAAUCCAAAUCUUCCAGAAAAUUUGGCUAUUAGUUUUUACAUUCAAAGUUACAAGUUGGUUCUAGCAGUGUAUCAACUAGAAAAUGCGCAUGGUAGUGUAAAAUAUGAAACCCAACAAGCAGAAUGCAGUGUACCCUGGUUAAACGAUGCUUUAGUAUUGCUCACUAUAGCAUUACAGCUUUGCCAGCGGUUAAAAGAUAAGAUCUGUGUUUUUUCUCAAUAUAAAGAUUUUACGGUGAGUUCUCAUGUUCCAUCUACAGUGGGUUGGUAAUAAGAGUAUAUCUAAGCUGUUACGUGAUUCUCAGUUACAAAACUGGCUCUGUGUAAAUGUAUACCACAGUAUGCCAUAGUCAAUGCUCUGGUAGUAUUUUUGGUGAAUAUUGUUUUUAAAAAUAAAAUUUGACCCUAAUUAGAAUAAGACAUCUAUAGAAUUUUUAAAAAUUCUUUAAUUUACAUGUAUAUGUUUCGAUUUAUUCAUGCUUUGAAUACAUUAACUUUUGUCUAGAACUAAAAAUUCUUUUAUAACAGUACAAGUACUAAGACUUUAUUGUUGUUUAAUGUGAAUAUAAGAAUUUCGAAAGAAUUUUGCCAAUAAUAAUUAAAUUUACAACUGUGUUGUAUUUCGUUCGUUCAGUACUAUUUUUUAGUUAUAUUUUGAAGAUCUUCGAUCUAACAUGUAAGAGUAGUCGUAAAUCAUUAUUGAAUUGUUUAGUGGAAUAGUUAAGUAGUGUUUUUACUACACUUCUGUGAUCAUUCGGAAUGUUAACAGCAAUUCUUCCCUACUUGAAUUUAACACCUUAUUCCUAAAGUAGUCUGUGUUAGUUUUCAAGUCUUUGUUUUAAAUUAGUUUCUAUAAUCAAUUAUAGUUUUUUAAGUAUCUCAAUCAAUUAUUUAUUUUAAUCACCAAAGAAAAUAACAUUUAAUAAGCACUGACCUUUAUUGUCAUGGUAUGACGUUCCUUUCAUCAUACUGUAUCUACAUUUACACACCAAUGAAUUCAAUUAUCUUAUUACUAGAUAUAUUAUAUGAAUCAUAGACCAGACAUUAGUGUAAUUGUUGUUGAUUAAUGUUAUUGAUAUUUACGAAAAUAUGGCACAAAAAUAGCAAUUACUAAGAAUUUAAAUGCAAUUGUAUUAGACAUUUUAGGAUUACUUUAAGAUAACAACGCUAGAAAUUUGCAGUUUUUAUUAAUAACAUUGGAUUGUAUGUUGCAUUGAGUUGGAUGGAAGGUAUUUACGAUUUUAUAAGAAAAAUGAAAUUGUUUUUGAAUGUAACU